AAUAGUUGCGAAGUGCUUGUUGAGGAAAGUAACUGGAGCGAUUUUUUUUUUGCAAUUUUAUAUCUGCAUCUAUUCGUCUGUUGCACGCGUCAAGCUCAAAUGCAUUGGUUCCCUUCUGGGGGAAGCCUGCAUAGGACUCCGGAACGGGUCGGGAUCCGCUUUCGGUUUCUCCCCGUUAUUAUAGCGGGGACCUGGCAGAGUAGCAGGUGCGAAAAUCUCGGAUUCCUUCAUUUCCUGCCCGAGAAGACGCUUUUCCCUGGUUGGAGAUCGUGCAUUGCUUUUUCCAGUGCUUCUAGGAUUUAGCUGGAAGAGGAAAAGUCGGGACACAGUGCUGGAGAUUGUCGAAAAGAGAGGAAAAAUCCACCGUGGACCCUGGAGUUAACUGCUGCUCCCGCUGCCGCAACCUUCACCAUGGCCCAGGGCAGUCCGGCACCCAGUCUCAUGUCUUCUCCUCCUCCUCCUCCUCCUCCUCUGGCGAUCGGAGGCCCCAGUUCCACUAUGGUCAGUCUCAAGAGCCUCCUUCAAGGACCGGUCAAGAGUCCUGAACGUCGGGGGACCAAGGAUCUGGCCUCAUGUGUGAUCAAAGACAAGGAACGUAAGAUGGAGGACGAUCUGAGCGUCUCAAGACCUGGGCACUGUGCAUAUCUGGGGUCCCUGCUGUGGGAACGCACCUUGCCCUAUAAUGAGAUUGAGUAUGUCGACUUGGAUGAAUUUUUGCUGGAAAAUGGUUUGCCCCCAAGUCCAGCCCAUCAGUCCUAUUCCCCAGGCAGCCAACCCACCGCCUCGCCUUCGAGUGGGGUAGUGGUGGAUCUUAGUCGGCCGGCUUCUUGUGCGUCAUCGUCUUCAGCCUGUUCUUCAUCUGGUGAAGGUCUAGUUGGCAGUGAUUAUGACCAAAACUGCAGCAAGACAGGUCCUAUCACGCCAGUUUCCCGAAGCACACCCAGCCCAGUAGAUCCCGAGGCUGUGGAAGUCCUCAUGAAUUUUGACCCUGACCCUGCUGAUUUGGCAUUGUCCAGCAUUCCAGGCCACGAGACCUUUGACCCUCGCAAGCAUCGGUUCUCAGAAGAGGAGCUUAAGCCCCAGCCGAUCAUGAAAAAGGCCCGGAAAAUACAGGUUCCUGAUGAUCAGAAGGAUGAAAAAUAUUGGAACAGGCGGUACAAGAACAAUGAGGCAGCAAAACGCUCAAGAGAUGCUCGCCGCCUGAAAGAGAAUCAAAUCACUGUUCGGGCAGCUUUUUUGGAGAAGGAGAACGCAGUCCUUCGGCAAGAAGUGGCCAAUAUCCGCCAGGAACUAAGCCGCUACCGCAGCAUCCUCUCUAAAUAUGAAUCUCAGCACGGCACCUUGUAAAAUCCACAGUAGGGCGCUGUGCUCUUCUCCAAGAUCCCGCCACUGAGGUGGUAGGGCCACCCUGGUUUUUCAACCCAGACCCCCUCUCUUCCCAAACCAGGCAAACAAAUAAUCCAACAACAGAUGUUUGGAACGAGGGAAAGAUCUGCGGUGAGCACUUUCCACCUGCAGGGACUAACCAUGGUUAGCAAAAAAGGAGAGUUCUUGGGUGGGCAUGUCCCGCCCCUCACCCAGAACAGGACAGCAGCCAAGAUGUUGAGCUGGGCAUCAUAGAUACCUGGAAGACACAAGGGCUCUGUAGCAUGUUGGAAGAUGUAUUGCACACACUAACACAUACAUGUGCACGCACAUUCUCUCUACACCUGUAUCUUAGGGUUUGACUUGUAGGUGAACUCUUGAUCCAAAGGACAAUUCAACCAGAGACCAUAAUGUCUGCAAACCACUGUUCUGUGUGGCAUUUGGAUGGGACUUGGAUAUGGAUGACCCAGGAGCCCUUUAGGCAGAUCUUAGUGCCUAGGCUUGGUCACACAAAUAGUUUUUUUUUCAGCAGAUGAUUGCACAUAGUUUAACCCUUUCUCAUUUCAUCCAUCGACUGUGGGGUUACGACUAAGGGACAGGCAAGCCAGCUACAAAAGUGGACAUGACAUCCAGGUUUUCUGGACUCAUCCCUACCACUAUGACUUUACAUGGCCCUCUUGAGGAACCCUCAAAGUCUUGGACUCCCUGAAUGGAAAAAUCCUUGUUUUUGAGAUCAGUAAACAUCAAGACUCCUCUGUCUAUAGAAUGCCAAAUUAAAUCAAACGGGUUGGUCACUCAUUUUAUUUCCACACUUGGCCGAAGGGGACUUCACAUCUGAUGGCAAAGCUAGGGGUCGUUAGUUUUAAUCGUUACAGUUAUAUUAUUCUGUUUUUAGUUUUAAAAAAGGCAAGUGACUGCACCUGUUUCCCCCAGCACUGCCCAGUGUGGUAUCAUGUGUACAGAAAUGAUAAAACACAAGACCUCAUUUGUGUCCCUUCUAAAUAUGAAAUCUAUAUGAAUACAUACACACACAUAGAUAUAUAGGUAUAUAUAUAUAUAUAUAUGUAUAGUUUCAUUUCAUCUCUUUUUUGUAAAACAGACAAAAUGUGUGGUUGCUAUGUGUGUGUAUAUGUAUAUACACGCAGCCACAUUCACUCCAGGCAAGACUUAUGAGAUUAAACUAUGUUCUUCUAUUAAGGGAAGAAUGGUUCUUUCGUACAGAAAGGGAAUGCUGGACAAACGUGUAAAAUCUCUUUUGGAGAGAUUCCUAAUCUUUUUAAUUUUCCAUGUAACAGUGUUGUUAAGAACUUUUGGAGAGGGCUCGAUGGCAGUUCCACCCGCUCCCACCCUCCCAAAAGAUGUUUACAAUGA
Molecule: messenger RNA, 2736 nt
Organism: Pseudonaja textilis
Lineage: Eukaryota; Metazoa; Chordata; Lepidosauria; Squamata; Elapidae
Source: RefSeq, a predicted model, not a curated record